Molecule: messenger RNA, 2426 nt
Organism: Melanotaenia boesemani (Boeseman's rainbowfish)
Lineage: Eukaryota; Metazoa; Chordata; Actinopteri; Atheriniformes; Melanotaeniidae
Gene: rab11al
Product: RAB11a, member RAS oncogene family, like
Exons: 5
Coding region: 281-931 (216 amino acids)
Biological process (GO): neurotransmitter receptor transport, endosome to postsynaptic membrane; melanosome transport; exocytosis
Cellular component (GO): axon; transport vesicle; postsynaptic recycling endosome
Molecular function (GO): GTPase activity; GTP binding
Source: RefSeq, a predicted model, not a curated record
CGUGCUGCCUUGGCAAUGGCAAGUGACAGAGGUUGAGGAAGACUGGUCUUAAGUUUCCGGGCUUGUUGUUGAUAUUACCUGUUUUAGAAACGUUUGUGGACAACAGCAGCGUCUUCUUCUUCACUCUCACGGCGGUUUCACAUCUUGGUCGCGUGAGUGAAAACUGACGGUUUUCCCUGUUGACGUCAAAGUCGUUGAACGGUGGUCGGCGGCGAAGUAGCUGAAUACGCCAGAAGUUUUGUUCGACUUCGAGUAAAUUCAUCGCCGAAGAGGAGAAACUAUGACGAACAGAGAAGACGAAUAUGACUAUCUCUUUAAAGUGGUGCUGAUCGGAGAUUCAGGCGUGGGGAAAAGUAACCUGCUGUCUCGCUUCACCCGCAACGAAUUCAACUUGGAGAGCAAGAGCACCAUCGGGGUGGAGUUCGCCACACGCAGCAUCCAGGUGGAGGGCAAGACCAUCAAGGCUCAGAUCUGGGACACGGCCGGACAGGAACGAUACCGAGCCAUCACUUCUGCGUACUACCGCGGAGCAGUCGGAGCUCUCCUGGUGUACGACAUCGCCAAGCACCUGACGUACGAAAACGCCGAGCGCUGGCUGAAGGAGCUGCAGGACCAUGCAGACAGCAACAUAGUCAUCAUGUUGGUGGGCAACAAAAGCGACCUGCGCCACCUGAGGGCGGUGCCCACAGACGAGGCCAAGGCCUUUGCAGAGAAGCACGGCUUGUCUUUCCUGGAGACGUCGGCGUUAGACUCCUCUAAUGUGGAACUGGCUUUCCAAACUAUUCUAACAGCCAUCUACAACAUCGUGUCUCAGAGGCAGAUGUCAGGACAAAGCAACUCGGACUUUUCACCGGCCUCCAACGUGGUGCCCAUCACGGUCGAACCCACCCAGCACUCGUCCAAUAAGGGUGUCUGCUGCCAGACCAACUGAGACUUUGCCACUGACCUCCUCCUUCACCUCUACAGAAACGGAGAAACAGCCAGAUAGACAAAAGACAGGCAGAUGGACAGGGAGAGCGGAGAGACAGGUAGCGCUGUGCCGGCUUUGAUUAGUCUGUUUUCUGGUUAGGAUGUGAUGUCGUAUGAGUAGGAAGAUGGGAGGGAGGGAGGGAGGGAGGGAUGGUGAAGAUGUUUAGAGGAACAGACAGGAUGUGUGGUGAGGGAGGAUCAGUAGAUCCGUGGAGAGAAAACGAACCAGGCACUCAGUGGACGGGUCAUCGGAACUGAUUCCCAAUCUUAUGUAACUUUAACACACUAUAAUGUCCUUUUUGUAUCUCAUCACAGUUUCUAUCUUUACUAAAUCUUCUUCUUUUUGAAAGCAGUUUUAUACAAGCUAGUAAAUGCUUCCCUUCUGCUCCCACUCUUGGGAUAUUGGGCUGUAAAAAUCCACUUCCAAAACGCUGAAGAACAACUCUGUCCUUCCCGUUUUUCUACAAACUGCAGAACAUUUAGCUGAUUAUGCCCCUUACUGUAUUUAUUGAACACUAGAUUAAUGUCUUGUUUGGCCCAAGGGUUUGACUGCUUUAGAUUUUUCACCUCUACCUGCAGCUGCUUCACGCUGACUCUUAAGUCAUCUUUCCUAAAUGCCCAUGCUGGACCUGGUUGGUUGGUUCAAGGCCUCUCAGAGCUAUAACAUCCCUCCCUAAUGGUGACAUACUCUUUCUGUUUGAUAGCUUCUGAUCUUUAUUUGGAAGGCUCUCCUUGUCUGCACACUUUGUGCUCCAGAGAUGAGUCAUGCUCCUGCAAGCUUUGCACAGCAUUAACUCUAAAUGAGACGGGAUAGCUGGAUCACUCAUGAAUAGGUUAACUGCAUCGUCUUUCCUUAUGACCGUUUCACCCCUCAACACUUUUAAGUGCAAAGGAAAGGAUUUAAGAUUUGGUUUAAAUGCAUGGAUGACUCUGUGCUGCUGCUGCCUGCUAGCUGGGAUGGAUGGAUAAUAUUUCAGGGGAUGAGGUAGUGAGGGCACUCAGCCCUGCCCUGCUCCUGUGGUCUCUGAUGUACCCGAGAUGGUUUGUUUUACUGUAAAUGAAAUCCUCCACUGCCUGCUCACCUACUCCUUUCUGUCUCUUCACACUGUAUGUAACUGGAACAGGACUCUGCCUUCUGGGAUCUCCCUGAGGUCUGCCCUCUCUUUCACUUGUCUUUAUUUCCUGUCAAACGGGGGGGUUUGACUUCAGCAGCCAGGAUUGGGUUUGUUAGUAUCUAAUAGAUUAAUAGAUGAGGAAAGGGAGAAAGGAUUGUAGCGUUAGGAGGGGUUGAUUAAAUCCAAAGGUUAUGGACACAGAUGGUGUUUAUCCUGCUGAUGUGUUUUCACAUCAACACAGAUUUCUGUUGACUUCACAGGUCUUAAACUGGGUGGUGAAGGUUAGGGCUUUUUAAACCUUUAUUCUAAUAUAUGUAUAUUUGUGGACUGCAUAUAUAUAUA